Messenger RNA from Magnolia sinica, 1437 nucleotides. RefSeq names its product 2-alkenal reductase (NADP(+)-dependent)-like. The record is from RefSeq and is a predicted model, not a curated record. Bases 724 to 1437 code for a protein of 237 amino acids. The transcript is spliced from 4 exons. Lineage: Eukaryota; Viridiplantae; Streptophyta; Magnoliopsida; Magnoliales; Magnoliaceae. Gene Ontology annotation, molecular function: 2-alkenal reductase [NAD(P)H] activity.
UAAACUUGCAAGUAUUGUUGAUUUGGUGAGUCUAGAAGACUGAUGAAAUUAUAUCCACCACAAGUUUGAUAUAUAUUCAAUGGAGGUAAGUAAAAUAUAACUUUAUAUAGUUCAAAGAAAAAUACAAGAAUGUCAUGAAUUCAAAAUAGACAUGAUAGAUAUGUAAAAGAUAUAACAAGAUGCCAUGCCAUGAUUCAAGAUUUUUAAGAUAAGUAUGAUGUCAUGAUUUAUGAAUUAUGUAUGCAAUAUAAGUCAUUCUGAGUAUGAUCUUUCAAGAAAUCUCCUCUUGAAUAUCUCACCACAGUUAAUCAUCAUUUUUAUAAAGGUCAAGGGAACCCCUUCUCGAAUAUCUCACCACAAUCAAUUAUCUUUACCAUAAAGGCCAAGGGAACUCCAUCUCAAAUAUCAGAUCACAAUCCGUCACCUUUGCCAAGGGAACUCCAUCCGAGCACAAUCAAUUUUUUCUCUCCUCUUCUUGUUUUCUUCUUCUAUUUUCUUUAAGCUAAAAGAACUCAUUGACUACUAUGCUAUUUCAUGCUGGCUUGAACUUAGAUAAAACUCAAUUAGAUUUGGAGUUUUGAAACUUUUUUUCUUCCUGUUUCCAAUUCAUGAACUUGCAUUUGUUAAUUUUUCAUUAUCGUGCAGCCCCUUAUUGGCUUUGGAGUGGCUUAAGUUUUAAACUCACAACAUCCGGACUUCAAAGAAGAUGACUUAGUUUGGAGGAUGACAGGAUGGGAAGAGUUCACUCUCGUAUCAAAGCCUGAGACCCCGUUUAAAAUUAAAUACACUGAUGUUCCUCUUUCUUACUAUACAAGCAUUCUUGGUAUGCCUGGUCUUACAGCUUAUGCUGGAUUUUAUGAGAUCUGCACUCCUAAGAAAGGUGAAUACGUCUUUGUGUCAGCAGCAUCCGGUGCUGUGGGUCAGCUAGUUGGACAAUUCGCAAAGUUGAUGGGCUGUUACGUUGUUGGGAGUGCUGUUUCUAGUGAAAAGGUUGAUCUGUUGAAAAGUAAGUUUGGGUUCGACGAUGCUUUCAACUAUAAGGAAGAACCUGACUUGAACGAAGCUUUAAAAAGGUAUUUUCCCGAGGGCAUCGACUUCUACUUUGAAAACGUGGGCGGUUUGAUGCUUGAUGCAGUACUAGUGAAUAUGAGGCUCCAUGGUCGCAUUGCAGUGUGUGGUAUGAUCUCUCAGUAUAAAGGUGUGCACAACUUGCACUACAUCGUCACAAAGUGCAUCCAAAUGGAAGGGUUCAAGGUGUUCAACUACUACUCUUUGUAUCCUCAAUUUCUGGAGGCGACUCGACAAUGUAUCAAGGAAGGGAAGAUUGUUUAUGUGGAAGACAUAGUCGAAGGGCUUGAGAGUGCUCCAGCAGCCUUGAUUGGACUCUUCACAGGACGCAAUGUUGGGAAACAGGUAGUUGCAGUUUCCCAUGAGUGA